This is a messenger RNA of Polyodon spathula (Mississippi paddlefish), 1741 nucleotides long. RefSeq names its product pleckstrin homology domain-containing family A member 3-like. The record is from RefSeq and is a predicted model, not a curated record. Gene Ontology annotation, biological process: receptor recycling; retrograde transport, endosome to Golgi; endosome organization. Bases 64 to 978 code for a protein of 304 amino acids. The transcript is spliced from 8 exons. Gene Ontology annotation, cellular component: early endosome; trans-Golgi network; recycling endosome. Lineage: Eukaryota; Metazoa; Chordata; Actinopteri; Acipenseriformes; Polyodontidae.
GCUGAGCCGCCGUGGACUCCUCCCACCGCGUUGCCAGUCUGCGGGGUCUGCGCUUCGCUGGCGAUGGAAGGUGUGUUGCUGAAAUGGACAAACUAUUUCUCCGGCUGGCAGCCUCGUUAUUUCAUCCUGGACGGCACCGUCCUCUCGUACUACGAUUCCCAGGAUGACGUGGGGAAGGCCAGCAAGGGGAGCAUCAAGAUGGCCGUCUGCGAGAUCAAAGUGCAUGCCACAGACAGCACGCGCAUGGAGCUGCUGAUCCCAGGAGAGCAGUGUUUUUACCUCCAGGCGCUGAACGCAGCGGAGAGGCAGAAGUGGCUGGUGGCUCUGGGCACUGCGAAGGCCUGCCUGGCUGACAGCAGGACCAAGAAGGAGAAAGAGCUACGGGAUGCCAGCCACACUCUGAAGGGGAAGAUGUCGGAGCUGCGGCUGUACUGUGACCUGCUGCUGGAGCAGGUGCAGCAGAUCCAGGGGGGUGCAGAGCCCAGGGAGGGGGAGGGCCCCCCCCUCCCCGACACAGAGAGGAUGACCGAAGCCUCCUCGCUACUCAAGCAGACGUGCCAGCAGUUUGUGGGCGCCCUGGAGGACUGCAUGCGAAUCGCCAGCAGUCGUGUACCCCCAGAACUGUGCCAGCUCUCCCCACCGGACUCCCCGGCAAUGAUGGUGCCCCCAGAGCGACUGCGCCCCCGGCGGGUGAGCCGCUCAGUAAGUCACACAGGAGCAGUCACACCUGAGAGGGUCCCGACCGCGCAGGACGCCCGGGAGGGGCAGACCGUGAGGAGGAACCUGGAGGAGAUGGUGGCGCACCGCACCCACCAGAGACUGAGCCAGCGGAGAGAGAGGCAUGGGCCGCCAGGCGCUCCGAGCGAGGGCGCGGCCGAAGCCAGCUUCCAGUCUGCAGACUCUCCACAAGGGGGCGCCCUGGUGCAGAACGGGACAGAGCAGCCCUCCAAGACUCUGCAGGAGUCGGGCUCGUUCUGAGUGUGACCCGGGGGCGAUGCGUGGCUGCAGUGGGGGGAGUGGACGAGGGGUCAGGAGUCAGUAAGGAGCUGGACCCGGGUUCACACUUCUCAUUCCUGCCGAUUUUUUUGCAAGUUCUGAUCCACCGGUGGUCUGGUUCAGUCCAGUCUUGCUUGACUGGGUCGCGGAGCCUCCAGGCUUCAGCGGGGUCGAGUCACUGCUUGUGUUUCAGGGAGCCUUCCAAAGCCAAACCCUGCAAAGCCAAAACAAAACUCUGCUUUACUGAUUGGAGGAGCGAAACUAAUGUGCCAAAAAUAACUUUUUUUUUGUUUGUUUUUCUACAUUUGUCUCAAGUUUUGGAGAUGGGGCAGCUCGAGGGUAACGUCCUGUGCCCAUACACUACUAUACACAAAGCUUAACUUCAGAUAGCGUUGAAUCGGUGGAUUCUGUGGAGUCUUGCAGUACCAGGAAUGUCUCUCUAAUGCAUCUCCUUCCUCGAACGCAGUGCGUGGACACUAACGCGUCAUUCAGAGCUAUUAAACACGCCAGCCGUGUGCUGGGCAGAGAAGCGGGUGUCUGAGUCAAUAUUCUCUAUAGUCUCUAUGUGCAAUAUAUUGACUUUUUGUAAAUUGCAUUUUCCUUAAUAUUAAAAAAAAAAAAACCUUGUUUGUAAAGCCACAUUCGAGUGAUGUUCAUUUAAAGACGUUUAGAAAUACUUUUUUAAAACUGCUGUUGAUUUGUUUCUUCCAAGUAUUUCUAAAUUUAGAGUGGGGUCAUUGAUGAU